This is a messenger RNA of Verruconis gallopava, 1731 nucleotides long. RefSeq lists its product as uncharacterized. Gene Ontology annotation, cellular component: cytoplasm. The coding region runs from base 301 to 1650 and encodes 449 amino acids. The transcript is spliced from 2 exons. Gene Ontology annotation, molecular function: saccharopine dehydrogenase activity. The record is from RefSeq and is a predicted model, not a curated record. NCBI's taxonomy places the organism in Eukaryota, Fungi, Ascomycota, Dothideomycetes, Venturiales, Sympoventuriaceae.
CAUCGGCUCCGUGGUGAUAGCAGACAAGAAUUUGUCUCGCCUCAGGCUUUAAGGCGCAAACCUUUGUGGUUCAUCAGAUUUCCUGAUUGGUGCAAGCGGCGCAUUACAUCUUCCGAUCAUCGGCCAACUGGUGCGUGAAGAAAGGUUACUGGCACGAAAAAUCUAUAACAGUCAUACCUGGCUGGUGUCUCUCGUGCUUGACACUAAACUCACACCGGAGAGUAUGCUUAAUUGAGUGCCCGGGGAUCAGGAUUUACCCGAGAACUUAGCUUUUAUUCUUACAAUCUCACAAUACACAAUAUGGUUUCCCAGAGUGCUCUCUUGCUUGGCUCCGGCUUUGUGGCUACACCCACAGUCGAGGUUCUUACCAAGGCAAAUGUCGCUGUCACAGUAGCCUGCCGAACCUUGGAAUCAGCGAAGAAGUUGGCCGGGAACUUCAAGGGAGCCUCUGCUAUCUCAUUGGACGUCAAUGACAGCGCUGCGUUGGAAGCAGAAGUGGCGAAGCACGACGUCACGAUCUCGCUCAUUCCAUACACAUAUCAUGCAGCAGUGAUCAAGGCUGCCAUCAAGGCCAAGAAACAUGUUGUCACCACGUCCUAUGUGUCGCCUGCCAUGAUGGAGCUAGAUGCUCAGGCCAAGGAAGCAGGUAUCACCGUUAUGAACGAAAUCGGUCUGGAUCCCGGUAUCGAUCAUCUUUACGCCAUCAAGACUAUCGAUGAGGUCCACAAAGCAGGCGGGAAGAUCACGAGCUUCCUGUCGUACUGUGGUGGCCUUCCGGCCGCAGAAUGCAGCGACAAUCCACUCGGAUAUAAGUUUUCGUGGAGCAGCAGGGGUGUGCUUCUCGCUCUGAAGAACGCAGCCAAAUACUACCAGGACGGCAAAAUCGUCGAAGUCUCGAGCGAGGAUCUCAUGAGCACAGCCAAGCCGUACCACACUGGCUACCAGGGCUAUGCAUUUGUCGCGUACCCAAACCGUGACAGCACACCUUACCGCGAGCGAUACUCGAUCCCAGAGUGCCAGACAAUCAUCCGCGGAACGCUCAGAUACGCUGGUUUCCCUGAGUUCGUAAAGACGCUUGUAGACAUUGGCUUCCUGUCGGACAAGGAGCUCGACUUCCUUAAGGACGACACAAAGCUGACGUGGAAGGAAUGCACGGCCAAGAUCUUGGGUUCGAGUUCACACAGCUUCGACGAUUUGGUGUGGGCGAUUAGCAGCAAGACCAAGUUCGCAGACAAUGCAGAGAAGAAGCGGAUUGUGGAGGGUCUAAGCUGGAUCGGCCUUUUCAGCGACGACGUCGUAGUCAAGAAGGGCAACCCACUGGACACGCUGUGCGCAGUCCUGGAGAAGAAGAUGGCAUACGGCCCAGGCGAGCGUGAUCUUGUCAUGCUUCAACAUAGAUUUGAGAUUGAACACAAGGAUGGCAGCAAAGAGACCCGCACAUCCACUCUUUGCGACAACGGUGACCCGAACGGUUACUCGUCCAUGGCCAAGCUUGUUGGAGUUCCAUGUGGCGUUGCUGUGCUGCAGGUGCUCAAUGGUCAGAUCAGCCAGAGAGGAAUACUGGCGCCUAUGGAUCCUGCUCUGAACAAGCCUAUUAUGGAUGAGCUGAGGGAGAAGUACGGUAUCUUCCUGACGGAGAAGACGCUCUAAGUGGCAGGGUUUCAAAUUUCUAGCUAGAGGGGCCUGUUUCUUGAAAGAUAGAGCAAUGACCACAACAACAUUCCAUACAGA